AUGACGCUGCAUUCUCUACACAACAACGCUUCUAUUACUAUCCAAGCUCAUGUAGUUGCUCUAUUGACGGUAAACUUGCCGUCAUUUACGCUAACGAAGAAGAAAUGGCCGCAUAUAACUGGGCUACAACUCGCUGAUCCAGACUUCUUGACAUCACGACCUAUUGACAUCGUUCUGAGUGCAGCACCAGCUACACAUAUAAUCAACGCUACAAUAAGAAAAAGGAGUGUCAAUGACCCAAUCGCUCAGUCAACAUCACUUGGCUGGAUCAUAUAUGGAUCUGUGGACACCGCUACAUUGAAAUUGACCGCUUUUGGUCAUCAUGUCACUGUUGAUGAUCAACUACAAGACUUAUUAAGGAAGUUUUGGUAUCAAGAAGAGCCACAGACAGAAUUCACUACAGGCUAUACUGAAGAACAAGAAGAGUGUGAACAACACUUUGUCAAUACACACUACAGACAGUCUGAUGGUCGAUAUGUCGUUCGCUUGCCGCUUAAAUCUUUGCCAAGUCAACUGGGUGAUUCGCUCAGAGCUGCACAAUACGCUUCAUUACGUCAUCUCAAACGAUUGGAGGCUGAUCCAGUCUACAAGAAGUUGUACUUUGACUUCCUGAAGGAGUAUGAAGACUUGGGACACAUGAAACGUAUGGAAUUAAAGGAUUUACCACCGAACAGCUACCUGUUGCCGCAUCGUGGGGUUCUAAAAGAGCAGAGCACUACCACCAAGCUCAGGGUGGUAUUUAAUGGGUCAUGGAAAACUACAUCUGGCGUAUCAGUGAACGAAAUACUUCAUAUGGGUCCCAAAAUUUAA
This is a messenger RNA of Microplitis demolitor, 810 nucleotides long. RefSeq lists its product as uncharacterized. NCBI's taxonomy places the organism in Eukaryota, Metazoa, Arthropoda, Insecta, Hymenoptera, Braconidae. The record is from RefSeq and is a predicted model, not a curated record. The transcript has a single exon. The coding region runs from base 1 to 810 and encodes 269 amino acids.